CGGAUGACGACCAAUCAUAAUAGAUCACUGAAGUAAUUCAGGUGACUUAAAAAAUGGACAAAGACAAUCAAACGCCUGCUUUGUCGUCGCUGUUGUUUUCUUAGGCUUCAAUGAUACCGUGUUCAUAUGUCUUACCCUCUAAAGAAUAUGAAAAUCGGUCAGCGGUCGAGCAGACAAUAGAUGUGGCAUAAUAAAACCCGAGUAAUAAUACCUGUGGAAACACGUAGACACCGUUCGGAAUGCACUACGUGGGUAUUUAUACACCAGUUCGUACCUUUAACUGUUUCACGGAUUGAACACCAAUUAUUUUGAACACAGCUACCUAAAUUUUAAAGUUAUGAUGAGUCUGUAAUACAGGAAUGAAUUAACGCCAUGAGUCGUAAACAAGAAACCAUAGCAAUUAUUAAACAGCCAGAGACGAAACCCGUCGUCCCCGGUUUCCAUGAGUGGCCGGUCCACACGGACUGUCCACACUGUGACAGCUCCAUACUGACCACUUUGGAGUACCGGCCAGGGACUCUCACGUGGAUCAUGUGCUUCUUUCUAAUGUUCAUCGGGCUCUUCCUGGGCUGCUGUUUUAUCCCCUUCUGCUUGGAUGGCUGUAAAGACAUUGCUCACAUGUGCCCCAACUGUAAAAACGAAAUCGGCAGAUAUUACAGAAUAUGAUAUAGUGCAGUAGGCGUGGAUAACAAUUGAAUGUGCCAAAUCUUGUAGUCUGUGUAUAUAGUAUGUGUAUACAAAGUGUGUGAUACAUCGCCCGGGACAGCAUGGCCAGUCCGAAGCUAGAGUUAAUGAUCUUCAUGUUCAGAAAGCCGUCCAUUAUAGCUGUAUUUCAUAACAUUCAAGUGGAAACACUGACGCUGUACCAGGAGUUUUAAUUGAUGAUUAAUGAUCAUGCUGAUGAUUGUAUGAUGGAUAUGUUACCGGGAUUAUGAUACCGUAUCUGUAUUAAUAGCACCAUUAUUUUGGUACUGUGAUUAUGAUGUCAUUAUCAUGAAUAAUAAAUGUUGUAUGUUAUUACUAUGUACUAGAUCCUGUUAACGUGAUGAUGAUUGUGGUAAUGUGAUUAUGAUUGUGGUGUUGUGAUUAUUAUUGUGGUAUUAUGAUUAUGAUUGUGGUAAUGUUUAUUAUGAGUGUGGUAUUAUGAUUAUGAUUAUGGUAAUUUGAUUAUAAUUAUGGUUACGUGAUUAUGAUUAUGGUUACGUGAUGAUGACUGUGGUAAUGUGAUUAUGAUUGUGGUAAUGUGAUUAUGAUUGUGGUAAUGUGAUUAUGAUUGUGGUAAUGUGAUUAUUAUUGUGGCAAUGUGAUUAUGAUUGUGGUAAUGUGAUUAUGAUUGUGGUAAUGUGAUUAUUAUUGUGGCAAUGUGAUUAUGAUUGUGGUAAUGUGAUUAUGAUUGUGGUAAUGUGAUUAUGAUUGAGGUAAUGUGAUUGUGGUAAUGUGAUUAUGAUUGUGGUAAUGUGAUUAUGAUUAUGGUAAUGUGAUAAUGACUGUGGUAAUGUGAUUAUGAUUGUGGUAAUGUGAUUGUGGUAAUGUGAUUAUGAUUAUGGUAAUGUGAUAAUGACUGUGGUAAUGUGAUUAUGAUUGAGGUAAUGUGAUUGUGGUAAUGUGAUUAUGAUUAUGGUAAUGUGAUAAUGAUUAUGGUAAUGUGAUUAUGAUUAUGGUAAUGUGAUUGUGGUAAUGUGAUUAUGAUUAUGGUAAUGUGAUUAUGAUUGAGGUAAUGUGAUUGUGGUAAUGUGAUUAUGAUUGAGGUAAUGUGAUUGUGGUAAUGUGAUUAUGAUUGUGGGAAUGUGAUUAUGAUUGUGGUAAUGUGAAUAUUAUUGUGACAAUGUGAUUAUGAUUGAGGUAAUGUGAUUGUGGUAAUGUGAUUAUGAUUGAGGUAAUGUGAUUGUGGUAAUGUGAUUAUGAUUGUGGUAAUGUGAUAAUGACUGUGGUAAUGUGAUUAUGAUUGAGGUAAUGUGAUUGUGGUAAUGUGAUUAUGAUUAUGGUAAUGUGAUUGUGGUAAUGUGAUUAUGAUUAUGGUAAUGUGAAUGAGGUAAUGUGAUUAUGAUAAUAAUUAUUAUACUAAUAUCUUCUACAGAUUUAAAACGUGUGAAUCUUUCUUUAUUGCUCAGAGUUGUAAUAGCUAACAUGAAGGUAGGGUCUGGAAAACUGUGAUAUCAGCGACUUAGUAAACCUUCACUUUAUUCUCAUGGCAGGGAUCUGGGACUUAAACUGCUCAUAACUAAAUAUGUGUAUUCUGACCGUGGUUUGAUUGUAUGAUUGUUUUGCGACUAGUAUUCUUCAUGCAUAUGUAAACAGCAAAUGCCUAUCAAUAUUAAAUACUAUAAGAACAA
Messenger RNA from Ostrea edulis (European flat oyster), 2333 nucleotides. Its product is annotated as LITAF domain-containing protein-like. Gene Ontology annotation, molecular function: zinc ion binding. The record is from RefSeq and is a predicted model, not a curated record. The transcript is spliced from 3 exons. Lineage: Eukaryota; Metazoa; Mollusca; Bivalvia; Ostreida; Ostreidae. The coding region runs from base 373 to 666 and encodes 97 amino acids.